GCUCAAAAAGUGGGAUGACUUUGAAGAUAUGUUAGAGGAAAGGAGGCAUGUCAGUGACCUGAAGUUUGCCAUGAAGUGCUACACCCCCCUCCUGUAUAAGGGGCUCAUUCCGUGCACGCCAAACGAUAUUAAGUCUAGUGUUCUCAACUCCGAAGAGGUUUACUAUGUCAUUAAGCAGCUCUCCAAGGAGUCCGUCCAGUCCCAGGAUGCCCUCCGCGAGGAAGCGUGCCAGAUCUUGGAUGAAAUGAGCCACAAGCUGCGUCUGGGAGCCAUCCGGUUUUUUGCCUUUGCCCUGAGCAAAAUAUUUAAACAGAUUUACUCCAAAGUGUGUGUCAAUGAAGAAGGUAUUCAGAAACUACAGCGAGCCAUCCAGGAGCACCCGGUUGUCCUGCUGCCCAGCCACCGAAGCUACAUCGACUUCCUGAUGUUGUCUUUCCUUCUGUACAACUACGACCUGCCGGUCCCGGUCAUCGCGGCGGGGAUGGACUUCCUGGGGAUGAAGAUGAUCGGGGAGCUGCUGCGCAUGUCGGGCGCCUUCUUCAUGCGGCGCACCUUCGGCGGCAACAGACUCUACUGGGCCGUGUUCUCCGAAUACGUCAAAACCAUGUUACGGAAUGGUUAUGCUCCUGUUGAAUUUUUCCUCGAAGGGACAAGAAGCCGCUCCGCCAAGACUCUGACUCCUAAAUUUGGUCUUCUGAAUAUUGUGAUGGAACCUUUUUUCAAAAGAGAAGUUUUUGACACCUACCUUGUUCCGAUUAGCAUCAGUUACGAUAAGAUACUGGAAGAAACCCUUUAUGUGUAUGAGCUUUUAGGGGUGCCCAAGCCAAAGGAAUCUACGACCGGAUUGCUGAAAGCCAGGAGGAUUCUCUCGGAAAACUUUGGCAGCAUCCACGUAUACUUCGGAGACCCCGUGUCGCUUCGAUCUCUGGCAGCUGGGAGGUUGAGCCGAAGCCCGUAUAACCUGGUCCCAAGGUACAUCCCUCAGAAGCAGUCAGAGGACACGCAAGCCUUUGUCACUGAGGUCGCCUACAGGAUGCAGCUCCUGCAGAUCCAGAACCUGGUGCUGAGCCCGUGGGUCCUGGUGGCCACCGUCCUGCUGCAGCACCGGCCGGCCAUGGACUUCGACGCCCUGAUGGAGAAGACGCUGUGGCUGAAGGGCUUAACCCUGGCCUUCGGGGGCUUCCUCAUGUGGCCGGACAAUGAACCCGCUGACGAGGUGAUCCAGUCCAGCCUCCUCCUGCACUCCAACAUCGCCAGCCUCGACAGGGACCGCGUGGUUCUGAAAGUGGACUCCAGGGACUCGGAGGUGGUGGACGGCCUCAUCUACCAGCACAUCACGCUCCUCACGUGCUCGGCCUACAGGAACCAGCUGCUCAACGUCUUCGUCCGGCCCUCCUUGGUGGCUCUGGCGCUGCAGGCGGCUGGUGGGGGCAAGAAAGAGGACGUCUACUGCCGCUUCCGCUUCCUGCGUGAUGUCCUGUCGGACGAGUUCAUCUUCCUUCCGGGAAACGCAGUGAAGGACUUUGAAGAAGGCUGCUACCUGCUUUGUAAAAGCGAGACCAUUCAGGUGACGACGAAGGACAUCCUAGUGACAGAGGAGGGAAAGCCCGUGUUCGAGUUCUUAAUAGGCCUCUUCAGGCCCUUUGUGGAGUGCUACCAGAUCAUCUGCAAACACCUCCUGGAGGAGGAGAAGGACCACUUCACGGAGAAGGAGUACCUGGCGAGGGUCAGGACGUUCACCAGCCAGCUUCUCGAUGAAGGCGCCUCGCAGUGUUACGACGUGCUGUCCUCCGACGUACAGAAAAAUGCCUUGGCAGCCCUGGUGCGGCUGGGCGUGGUGGAGAGGAAGAAGGUAAAUAACGACUGUGUAUUUAAUGUGAACGAACCUGCCGCAGCGAAGCUAGAAGAAAUGCUUGAUGGUAAGACGCCAGUAGGAAAACCAGUAACUGCAAAACUUUAAUGACUGCCAAGCAGCUGUGGGACUGUGGCCGUACAAUUACUGUCAUCCAAGGACUCUUACAGCCAAUGGCGUGUAGCAAGAGCCUUUCUCCUCCUCCCGGGACCCAGACCGAGGCUCCGUGGGGAGGAAGGGCACCGCCUACAGCCUCGGGCGGCGUCUCCACCCACCACAGGACUUAAAAGGCAUUUGUAUCAACUCUGUGUGUUUUAAAAUAAAAUAACCUUUUGGAAACAUGUUGGAAAACAAA
Molecule: messenger RNA, 2207 nt
Organism: Myotis lucifugus (little brown bat)
Lineage: Eukaryota; Metazoa; Chordata; Mammalia; Chiroptera; Vespertilionidae
Gene: GNPAT
Product: glyceronephosphate O-acyltransferase
Exons: 15
Coding region: 29-1960 (643 amino acids)
Biological process (GO): ether lipid biosynthetic process
Cellular component (GO): peroxisomal membrane; peroxisome; mitochondrial membrane
Molecular function (GO): glycerone-phosphate O-acyltransferase activity
Source: RefSeq, a predicted model, not a curated record